Molecule: messenger RNA, 4380 nt
Organism: Megachile rotundata (alfalfa leafcutting bee)
Lineage: Eukaryota; Metazoa; Arthropoda; Insecta; Hymenoptera; Megachilidae
Gene: wun
Product: wunen
Biological process (GO): phospholipid dephosphorylation; signal transduction; phospholipid metabolic process
Cellular component (GO): plasma membrane
Molecular function (GO): phosphatidate phosphatase activity
Source: RefSeq, a predicted model, not a curated record
UCUCGAGCGAGAUGGUCGCGUAUAGAACCUUUUUAUAGGUAGACUCGCGAGUAUCGGUUAAACCUUGUUCGAUCUAUUUCGAACUGUUCGUCAGGACAGUCUUUGUCCCAGUUAUUCUACAUGACAACGACACUUUCGUGUGUUCCUUCUUGUGCACUCGCCGAUCAUCGAUCAUUCCUCUGUUGAACGUGAGUUCGACGAAGCACGAAAACAGAAAAAACAACAGUCGUGAUUCGAAUCGCCAUGGAUCGCUCGUCGAAAUUGAUUCUACGGAAGAUGAUCAUAGAUAUCGUGUGCAUGUUGAUUGUUGGCAUUCCUAUACUGCUGUUCUAUUUCUUUGGUAAACCGUACAAACGUGGAUUCUUUUGCAACGAUGAAUCGUUGUAUCACCCGUUUCAUACGUCAACGGUGACCAGUGGUAUGCUGUACGUGGUUGGCCUUCUACUUCCUAUAUUUACGAUGUUAAUAGGUGAAUACUUCUAUGCAAGACACUGUAACAUAGACUCUACGAAGAUAUUGUUUGGUUACAAUAUACCUCCAUGGAUAUGGAACGCAUAUGAAAAGAUCGGGGUUUUCGGUUUCGGAGCAGCCGUGAACGUUUUAAGCACGGACGUAGCGAAAUACACAAUAGGCCGAUUGCGACCCCAUUUUAUGACUCUUUGUAUGCCUAAUGUUAACUGCAGCCUAAUCGAAAAUCAACAUAGAUACAUCGAGAACUAUACCUGUGACGAGAGCGUCUCGAAGAGUCUGUUGAAAGAUAUCAGAUUAUCCUUUCCCUCGGGACACUCGUCGUUCUCGGCCUACACCAUGAUCUAUCUUGCGUUGUACCUGCAAUUGCGAAUGACGUCGAAAGGUAGUAAAUUAUUAAGACAUUCCCUACAACUUGUGUGCCUGCUAAUGGCCUGGUUCACUGCAUUGUCACGCAUUUCCGACUAUAAACAUCACUGGAGCGAUGUACUGGCCGGUUCGACCCUUGGUACCAUAGUGGCACUACUUGUGGCGAAUUGCGUGGCAGAUCUUUUCAAGGAACGGAGAUAUUUCCUGUCGGAAGAGAAGCACCGUGAGGCCGAUUAUGAAACAGGAGGCGGUACACAGGUGAAUAAUGGCACUACUAAUCGCAACUGUUGAUUUAACGAGCUAGCUCUUCGUUUGCUGACCACAACAAGGCCGUCACUGUCUUCUAGUUAUCUCUGGGAAGCUAAUCGGGUCUCAGGGAACAAUACUAUGGGUGCCUGGAAUUCGAUCACCGCGGCCUACCACCAACAUGUUCGCGUACCUUUUAAUCCAACAUCAACUGCCUUACACUGGGACCGCUCAUCAUGUGCUGAUCCAACCAACAUCCUUUGCAUCGUCAACAUUAAAUAUGAUCGUGCAUCGAAAUCCUUUGUAAAAAGCUUUGCGAGAACAUUUUUAUUUCGUGAUCGUUCGAGACAGGACUGUCGUAUCCAUGGAUUGAAAACAGUUAUUAAUGUCGGUUUUCAUUCUUAAAACAGUUAUGGAAAACCGGAAUAGACUCGCAACUCUUAUCGGGUUCAUCGGUUACUUGUAUCGGUUACGGUUUCGAUUCUUCAGAAUUGAUAUUAUAUCAGUUAUAAAUUAACUUGUAUGUAUUUAGUACAUAAAACAGAACUAUGACCGAAAGGUAACGGUUAUGGAAUCAAUAUAAUAUUAGCUCUACGGAAUUAAAACCGUAAUCCAUUUCUAGCUUUUUCUCCGUAACUGUUUUAUAUAUCAGAAUCGAUAAAUAAUUUGGAACACUUAUUCUCAGAACUUUUUCAAUCCCUGGUUUUUGUUGUGUGCAUAGUUCGAGCCUUAAGUGGUCAGUUCAGAAUUUGUCAUUUUGCGGGGUUAAAUCGGUUGAAAGGCGAAUAUUGUGAUGUUGACCGUAGCUUACGCGGUUAUCUAGAUGGACAUUCGUGUAACGAUACCUUGGUAUUCUUUUAUUUCGUCCAAAUUAUCCCCUCGAUUAGAUUUAUGCUUAUUUUGUAAUAUGUCUAUUUUCGUUUUUUUCUUUUCUUUUUUUUAUGAUUUAGAUGAUCAUACGAUAUAGGUAUCGUGUAGAAACGAAUUAUUAUAUUUUAAAGAGGCGAAUAGGUAAAAGAUAUGUUUGUAAUUUUGACGAAGAUGUAUUUAUUUCUUGUUGAGCGUUAUUUAUUUAUAGACAGAAGUACUGAGCGAGUAUCUUGCAUUGAUUUUCAUAGAGAACAUUGCAAUUCGGGUUAAUAGUCGGUAGCUCUGCCAAGUAUGAGUCAAGAUUAAGGCAGGAGUCACAUAGUGUGGGAGAAAGUAGAAAAAUUUGAACAGGGGAUUUUGAGAUUUGGUUAUUUAGCAAUUGGAUAAUGUAUCAAAGGAAUUUCGGAAUUUAAGGAUUUAGAAAUUUGAAAUUUUGAAAAUGUAGGAAUUUAAAAAUUUAGAAAUUAAGUAGUUUUAAAAUUUGAAAAUUAAGAUAUUUACAAAUAUGAGAAUUUGUAAAUUUUUAAAUUGUUGUAUUUCUCUCCCCCCAUCUCGCUGACCAUAUUCUCGCAUUUAAAACUUCACUUCUGCUUGGUACGGCUACGCUACGGUUUUAGUUAAUUACUUAUUAUAACGAAUAACCUUGCUCGUAUUUGGUGCUUUGGAGAUCGUUGUGCUAACGUUAUUUAACGUUAAAACCUUGUAAAUACGAUAAAAAUUGAAACGUGAUAUUUUCUUGUUUUGUUAAAUCAGGAGGAAGAGGAUUGUCUUUAGACGAUUGCAGCAAAAUUUGCAGUAUUGAUCGCUUCUUAUAUUGUACAUAUGUACAAAACGAAUUUAAUUCAAAUGUACGUAUUUUUAGGUCGACGAGCUUGUUGCGGGAAUUGCAAGUUAGAUGGCGAAAUAACUUCUUAACAGUUAUAAAAAAUAUUUAAUAUAUUUAAAUCAUCUUGGUUUAUAUUUACGUAAUCGUGAAAUAAUUUAUACUGUGAUUAAAUCACAUAAGGAAAAAAAUGAUAAGACUGGAUGUAUGCGAUUACAAAAAAAAUAUGAUUGAAUGAUCGAAUAAAAAAGACAGUAGAAAUCGCUAGAAGUUUAUUUCGUCAGCUAAUGUUUGUUAGAUUUGAUCAGAAAGUAGUUAGCACAUGAAAGAAUAUUCGAAAAGAGAUUUGUUAUAAUAUGGAGGCUUUUACUUACUUCAAUAUCAUCUCAUCGAGCAAUGAAACAUUUAUUAAUGAUAAGCCUAAUGCAAUAAUCACUUGAUAGUUCGAAAGGGCGUAUAAUUUAAAGUAUUACGAUAUAGAUUUUUAUUAAGAGGAAUAAAAGAUAGUAAAUAUCGCGAAACUAUGUAAUCCUAUUGAAUUUAUAGAUAUAUUAUAAUGCCAUUUUGAAGUGUAUACACUUUUAGAGCAUGGGGAUACAGAUUCUUGUAUGUAGAAUGCAGGAUUGUUCUUCUGUAAUUGAGUUUCUUUUCUAUUUAACUAUUUACAUAAUUCAAAUAGAAUAUACCUAUAUUACAAAAUUAUGGAACAGAACAACCUCAUGCAAGUCUAUUGUAGGUGGAAUUGAAACUCUUUCUGUUUUUGUAAUUUAAGGUUUUAUUUUCCUGGGAAAAAAAUUAUGAUAUAGGAAGAAAUAACGCCAACAUAUUCCUUAGUGUCUCAGAACCGUAAUCAUUUAUUCUAUAAAUGAAGUAAAUUUAUAAAUUUAGAAGACUUCAGAUUUACAAACUUCAAAAUUUUUAAUUUUCGAAUUUAGAAAUUUUCAGAAUUAGAUAUUUGCAGAUUUACAAAGAUUCCAAUUUAGAAGUUUGAUAAUAUAGACACUAAAUUAAGGUAAUUUAGAAACACUGUAUACGCUGAAUUAUAAUUAGUCCAAUAACUAAUUGAUUGAUUAUAAAUAAUUAAGUUUAGUAUGGUCUUAAAACUUCUGUUCAUAUUUUGAGAACAAGGCUUAAUUUAUCAAUGAUAAAGACUUUUUGUCUAGAUGGAUUUACAUAAUUCUAUUGAUCCUAUAAUUUUGAAACGUUCCGUAUACAUACCUGUGUAUGUACACAUGUAAUGGUGCUCGUAUGGUUAUACACAUAGAACAAAAAUGUUCUGAAAUACGGCGGUGCUGUAUUAUUAAGUGGAAGUAUUGUGUACCUGUACACCGUUAAUAGACAAAACCGUGUACAUUUAUGUGUUAAGAUAAAAAUCUUUAUUUAUUUUCUAAAGAUUAUAUCGAAUUCUCCAUUUGUAGAUACCUGAAAGCGACCAGUAACUUCUAUAAUAAUUACUGAAACUUCAAAGCAAUUUACUUAUUUUUGUUUAAGUAACAAAUCUUGUAUCGUUAAACAAGACAUCCACUCGUCAAUUUCUGCUGUUAAUUUUGGAAUUGGUAAUGCAAUUUUGUAUAACAAAUUUUGCAAAUUUACUCUGUAAAUAA